Heteronotia binoei (common prickly gecko) is the source of this 1767-nucleotide messenger RNA. RefSeq names its product shiftless antiviral inhibitor of ribosomal frameshifting (gene SHFL). The transcript has 9 exons. NCBI's taxonomy places the organism in Eukaryota, Metazoa, Chordata, Lepidosauria, Squamata, Gekkonidae. The record is from RefSeq and is a predicted model, not a curated record. Gene Ontology annotation, biological process: viral translational frameshifting; innate immune response. The coding region runs from base 128 to 1054 and encodes 308 amino acids. Gene Ontology annotation, molecular function: ribosome binding; sequence-specific mRNA binding.
GGGCUGACAGGGCCCGCCCCCGGCGGCGGCUUCUCCCCGGCCAAGUUGGGACGAAGCGACCCGCUCGGUCCUCCGAAGCUCCAGCAGCGCCGUCGUGGGUUCCCUCCGCUUGCCGCGCCAGCCAGCCAUGCACCGCAUCGGGCAGGAAGAGGUGGAGCUGGAGAAAAGCGUCCGCCGACUGCGGGAGAAGUUUUACGGGAAGGUGACCAUCGAAGAUGCGGUGGGCCUGAUGCGGAAGUUCAGUAACAAUCAUGACUUGGCUUGCAAGCGCAUCAUUCUUUGCAAGAAUCAGAUGGACGAUACGGAUACGGAAGAUGAGGGCGACCUGGCAGACGAUCCAGUGGCUUUGAAAGUGAUAGACAAGCUGAAGAAAGAAGAGGAGGAGAAGAAGAAACAGAACGACCCUAACAAUUACCAUAAAAUCCAGGAAGUCGCUCAGCAGAUGAAAAGGCUGCCUCUGACGGAGAAGAACUUGCGCAUGUUCAACAACGCCCAAAACAACCUCAUCCCUCCGUCGGACUGCCAGUUUUCUUGCCAGUCCUGUGAUAGUAUGUGGUGGCGCCGCGUCCCAAAGCGCAAACAGGUUUCCCGUUGCCGCCUGUGCGGGACCCGCUAUGACCCGGUGCCAGCCGACAGGAUGUGGGGCACUGCCGAAUUCCACUGCUCUAACUGUGGACGGCCCUUCAGUGGCUUGGCUCAGAUGGGGAUCCCGUCUCCCUGUUUCAUUUGUCGUUCCCCCGUGUACCCGAGCCACAUCGUUCCCCCUCGGAAGGCCCAGGGACCUCGGACGAGGCAGCCGCAUUCCUGCUUUGCAGAGGACUGUUACAACCGCAGAGAGCCCCACGUUCCAGGAACCCACUGUGUGCACCCUCGAAGCCGAGUGCGGAGCGGCUUGCCCAAAGUCAUCCACCCCUGUCAAGAGCACGCGAGCACCGGCUCCACCGUGGCCACCUGUUUGAGCCAGGGCAGCCUGGCCCAGUUUGACAUCGACCAGCUCAUUUUGGAAGACCUGCAGGAGCUGGAGAAAGAGGAAGAUGGGGGAAGCAGCAAUUAACCCCUGCGAGUGAGUGACGGAGGGGCGCGCCAGGUUACAGCCCCGUAGCAGCAGCUGCGGCAGGAGAGAGUCUGUUUGCCCUUUGCCAAGCCGCAGUUGUCGUACUGGGCACGGAUCCUCCUCCGUUGCCCCUUUCCUGUGGACCAUUCCUGGGCUUUACACUGGCUUUACACUGUACUCUUUCCUCCCACCCUGGCUAGAUUUUGCUUUUGUGGUCUAGCGUUGAUUUCUGCGCCAGGGAACACGUCUCUCGACCUCAUUCUGCGCCGUCCUCCAAAAUCACUUCUGGCUCACCGCUGCCACCUCUUGGGACCAAAGAUUUGAAGUAGGGGAGCUGAAGGACCAGUUAUCUGUGUCACAGCCCCAGGGCCGGAUUAACUAUAAGGCUGAGUAGGCACUGGCCUAUGGGAAAGGGCUGCCAUUCCCCAAGGGGGCUACGCUAUGCUGCCCAAAAGCAACUGUGUUAAAAAGAAAUCACUUACUAGAAUGAAUGAAUGAACGAACGAACGAACUUUUUAUUACGGUCAUAGACCAAUAUAAAAACUAUAACACAUCCUGUAAAAACCCUCCUAAACUACAUAAAAUACAAUAAAACACAUAAAACUUUUCCGCACCUAUACAGGUCGGGGAUAACUAAAAUAUAAUUUAACCAAUCUUAAAAUCCAGAAUCAGUUCAAAUGAAUAUAAAAUCCUUUAAAUCAGAAUAUAGAAAA